Molecule: messenger RNA, 2513 nt
Organism: Anas platyrhynchos (mallard)
Lineage: Eukaryota; Metazoa; Chordata; Aves; Anseriformes; Anatidae
Gene: CLDN14
Product: claudin 14
Cellular component (GO): membrane; bicellular tight junction
Molecular function (GO): structural molecule activity
Source: RefSeq, a predicted model, not a curated record
UCUAAUUCCUCCUUUCAAGGUCUCCUUGAACACUGCCCUCUGCUAGUUAUUGGGCUUGUCCUCCACAGCAUCUCCCGGCGAUCCACGUCAGGAUGAAAGUGAAAUGAAAGAGCACUGUAGGAAGCCACCCGACCGGCAGCAGAUCAGCUUGUCACUUAGCAUAGAGCAGGACAGCCCUGCUGGGCGAGCAGCGUGUCACUCGCUGCGCCUGGCUUUGUGGAGGGGCUAUGCUGCUUCCCCACGCUACUCAGUACGUGUCAGCGCUAAUCAAGUGUGUGAUGGUAUUACCCUUUAGCACUUGUAGCCCACCAGGGAUUAUCACCAUGAGCUUCUGCACUGAGGUUUCUGAAGAGUGCAGGAGCAAGUUGCCGGGAUGUCAGAGAGCCGUACAGAGAGCGAGAGCAGAAGGUGUCAAAGUAAAACAGCUGCAUAUCUUCCAAGAAAAGCCCAUGUUUUCUGAAGGAAUUCAAGCGGAGGUGCUUUAUUAAGGGAACCAGUCAGGACAAACAUUAGCAUGGCAAGCACGGCUGUUCAGUUACUUGGCUUCUCUCUAAGCCUGCUCGGUCUAAUUGGGACACUAAUUGCUACUAUUCUGCCACACUGGUGGCGAACGGCGCAUGUAGGCACCAAUAUUAUAACAGCUGUGGCGUAUAUGAAAGGGCUGUGGAUGGAGUGCGUCUGGCACAGCACCGGCAUCUACCAGUGCCAAGUCCACCGCUCCCAGCUCGCGCUGCCUCGUGACCUCCAAGCAGCCCGUGCCAUGAUGGUGAUUUCCUGCGUCCUGUCCGCGCUGGCAUGUGUGAUUGCCGUCGUCGGUAUGAAGUGCACCCACUGCGCCAAGGGGACUUCUGCCAAAGCCUCCAUCGCCGUCUCCGGGGGGAUCGUUUUCAUCCUGGCCGGUCUCAUUUGCCUGGUACCCGUUUCCUGGACCACUAACGACGUAGUUACAGAUUUCUACAACCCCCUGCUUCCCCACGGAAUGAAGUAUGAGAUAGGUCAAGCCCUGUACCUUGGCUUUGUCUCUGCAUCUUUGACGAUCCUCGGAGGCGCUCUGCUGUGCACAUCGGGCCAGUGCAGCGGGAACGAGGCACCCUACGAGCCACAGCCCAGAGGCACGAGGAGGACUGCUCCCUCCUGUAGACCACCAACUGUCUACAAGGGAAACCAUGCUUCUUCCCUGACAUCUGCUUCCCAUAGCGGCUACAGAUUAAAUGACUAUGUGUGAGUUCCCUAAGAUUUGCCUGCGGGACACAGCUGCUUUAUAAUUUCUGUGCAUGGCAUAAAACAAAGCUAGGAUGAUUUUUAAUUUAUAAGGGUUACGAUACAAAGUUUACCAUUGUUCAUUUCUUCCUUCCCUUUCUUUCCAUAGAAAGAAAGAAUGUGAACACAAAACUGCUCCCUUCAGUACAAGGAGAAUAAAUACAAAGGAAACUGGGAUAUUCCGGGGACUGCACAUACCUGCCUACUUUAAAUUAGGGUAUUUGCAUACAGGCAGUCCAAGGGAAGUUUUACUGAAAGUAACUGUUUUGGUUUGUAGUGUCUGCCCUGCGACAAGCACAAAGUGGAACUGGCCACGACUUGUUAUUUGACCUGUGUCCCAACAGAAGAUGCAUUUUUGCCUAAAAUAGAGAACUUCAUGGCAAGACACGGUGAUUUCCUGUUAAGUUUCUUAUCUCCAUAAUGCGUGAAUGUUUCCUUAUGACCAGGUAGUAUUUUGUCUUAACUUUUUGUUUGCUUUGUUUGUUUGUUUUUUGUAGUGCCUAGAAAUACACAUUUUAAUAGUAUUACAACACAUGUGUUUGACAGUAUUUCAUAGCUGAUAUUUUAAAAUUAUACUACAAUGGUUUGACCUUAUCAAAACAAAAUGUUAGAACUUUUUGAAACAGCAUAAUUCGUCAUAAUGGAAACAAAUUAUUCUGUGGAUCAGAAGUGGGUUUUAGAAAUGUCAGUCAUAAAAUAAUAAUAAUAAUAAAAUACUAUCUGAUGCUAAACUUCUGUUAAAAGUGGAGAAAAAAAUAAUUAUCAGAAUUUGUCACAGAAUGGACAUUUACCUCUUUUGCAGUUGUGGCAUUAUGUAUUAUCAAUGAAUGUUUCAGAGCAGUAAAACAAUUUCUAGAGCCCUAUCCCCAAAAUACCAUGUGAUCAAAAUAAUUUCUUAGACUUAAUCUUGAUGCUUUUUCCCUGGGGUCCUGAUUGAAGGGGCAUUAUGGUAAAUAAUCAUAUUUUUAUAUACUUCAGCAGAAUUUUGGGAAAUUUCAUUCUGCCAGACUUUGGCACAAAAAGCAGUCUGUGCUGGAAGAGCUUACACACAUGGAUUGUAACUAUUGCCUCUCAGGAGAAAUGUAAUAUGAAGACACUUACUUCUAAAUUUCUGAGAAAAUGUAAUCAUUACUCAGUGUAUUCGAACAAUUAAAAAAGAAGAGAAAUGCCCUUGUCAUUUUACAUACAACAUGUACUACAAGACCUUAGUAUCAAAUCAGAAAAAAAAAAAAAAAAAAAAAGGAAGCCCUGGA